Molecule: messenger RNA, 10592 nt
Organism: Symphalangus syndactylus (siamang)
Lineage: Eukaryota; Metazoa; Chordata; Mammalia; Primates; Hylobatidae
Gene: FBXL20
Product: F-box and leucine rich repeat protein 20
Biological process (GO): SCF-dependent proteasomal ubiquitin-dependent protein catabolic process
Cellular component (GO): SCF ubiquitin ligase complex
Molecular function (GO): protein binding
Source: RefSeq, a predicted model, not a curated record
UCCAUCGGGAAAACGCCCCCGCCUACUCGCUCACACACGCUUGUUUCUCCCGCCAAAGUGACGUCAGGCCGAGGCUCUCACCAAACAGCGCCCUGAUUGGCGGACAGGCAGGCGCUGCAGCCCAUUGGGCGCCGGCGGCGGCCGAGCAGGGAAAACCAAAGGCCCUUCGGUCUCGCCCGCCCCACCCCCACGGACGCGCGCCCCUCCCCCGGCCAAAGGAAGGGUUGCCCGUCUCCAGCCCUGCACCCCGACCCCCGGCCUCAGGUGCAGUUCCGCAGCCAUCCCCAGACCAGGGCGGGCACUUGGCCUGUUGCUCAGCGCAACCACCCUCGCCCUCCCAAGCCAUGCACAGGGAGACAAGCGUCCGGCACCGGCCCCCCAGGCCUCCCUGCAGCACCCCGUAAUGUAAUACACUGGGGCGGGGGAGGCGGCGGCGGCGGCAACCGCGGAGGCGGCGGCGGCAGCCGCACUGCCCCAAUCUAGACACAUCCAGAAGAGGAGGAAAAUGGCUCCGAGCAGGGACCGCCUGCUGCACUUUGGGUUCAAGGCGACAAUGUUCUCAAAUAGUGAUGAAGCUGUAAUCAAUAAAAAACUUCCCAAAGAACUCCUGUUACGGAUAUUUUCUUUUCUAGAUGUUGUUACCCUGUGCCGCUGUGCUCAGGUCUCCAGGGCCUGGAAUGUUCUGGCUCUGGAUGGCAGUAACUGGCAGCGAAUUGACCUAUUUGAUUUCCAGAGGGAUAUUGAGGGCCGAGUAGUGGAGAAUAUUUCAAAACGAUGUGGGGGCUUUUUACGAAAGUUAAGUCUUCGUGGAUGUCUUGGAGUGGGAGACAAUGCAUUAAGAACCUUUGCACAAAACUGCAGGAACAUUGAAGUACUGAAUCUAAAUGGGUGUACAAAGACAACAGACGCUACAUGUACUAGCCUUAGCAAGUUCUGUUCCAAACUCAGGCACCUUGACUUGGCUUCCUGUACAUCAAUAACAAACAUGUCUCUAAAAGCUCUGAGUGAGGGAUGUCCACUGUUGGAGCAGUUGAACAUUUCCUGGUGUGACCAAGUAACCAAGGAUGGCAUUCAAGCACUAGUGAGGGGCUGUGGGGGUCUCAAGGCCUUAUUCUUAAAAGGCUGCACACAGCUAGAAGAUGAAGCUCUCAAAUACAUAGGUGCACACUGCCCUGAACUGGUGACUUUGAACUUGCAGACUUGCUUGCAAAUCACAGAUGAAGGUCUCAUUACUAUAUGCAGAGGGUGCCAUAAGUUACAAUCCCUUUGUGCCUCUGGCUGCUCCAACAUCACAGAUGCCAUCCUGAAUGCUCUAGGUCAGAACUGCCCACGGCUUAGAAUAUUGGAAGUGGCAAGAUGUUCUCAAUUAACAGAUGUGGGCUUUACCACUCUAGCCAGGAAUUGCCAUGAACUUGAAAAGAUGGACCUGGAAGAGUGUGUUCAGAUAACAGAUAGCACAUUAAUCCAACUUUCUAUACACUGUCCUCGACUUCAAGUAUUGAGUCUGUCUCACUGUGAGCUGAUCACAGAUGAUGGAAUUCGUCACCUGGGGAAUGGGGCCUGUGCCCAUGACCAGCUGGAGGUGAUUGAGCUGGACAACUGCCCACUAAUCACAGAUGCAUCCCUGGAGCACUUGAAGAGCUGUCACAGCCUUGAGCGGAUAGAACUCUAUGACUGCCAGCAAAUCACACGGGCUGGAAUCAAGAGACUCAGGACCCAUUUACCCAAUAUUAAAGUCCACGCCUACUUCGCACCUGUCACUCCACCCCCAUCAGUAGGGGGCAGCAGACAGCGCUUCUGCAGAUGCUGCAUCAUCCUAUGACAAUGGAGGUGGUCAACCUUGGCGAACUGAGUAUUUAAUGACACUUCUAGAGUUACCGUGGAGUCUCUCCAGUGGAAGCAACCCCAGUGUUCUGGGCAAGGGUUACAAAGUGAGGGAGGGCAGUGCCCAGAUACCCAGAGCCACACAUACAUACACAUACACACCCUUACCCCCAUCCACUCUAGCUUUGUGACCAUGGGACUGAAGUUUGUGAUGGCUUUAUCAAGUAGAUUGGUAAAAUUUAACCAUUCCUGUUGAGGUGCCCAUAAGAAAAUCAUAGGCCAAGAUAGGGAGGGGCAUUCCGGCAAACCCAGUGUUAAUGCUACUGUGGUUUUUAAAUUUUUGUCUAGGGGUUUCUUUGGGGAUUCUAGAACAGCAUCUGCUGUCCUCCGGGGUCAAGAAAAGCAUGGAAAGACUAUAUAUGAUGUACCCAGGGACCAGAAAGAAAAUUUCUUUGCAUCUUAGAAAUGGUAGACAUUCAUUGUGACAACAGAGCUUUUAUGCUUCCUUGUUUCCAUGCCAACAUGCUGAGCAUGCUCACAAAGAAGGCUCGUCCAUUCCUCCUGUGUUUUAGUAUUUGGCCCAGAGGUUUCCUAAAUGGUUGCAUUGAAAUCACUGUGGUCCAAAUGUAAUUCUUACACACUCAAAUUAUCACUGUCUGUAGCACACUUGUGCACCUGUCUUCCGUUCUCUGUUGCUCCCCCCCGCACUCUUGCUCAGUCUGUCACCUGUUCAGUCUGCUUACUCACUCAAUUGUUACCCUUUUGCUGUUGUCGUGUUUACAAUUUGCAUUUUGAAUGAUUAGUUGGGAUUACCAAACAUUUUUAAAAAAGAUAUUAUCAAUAAAUAUUUUUUUAAUUCUAAAUUUUACCAUUAGGGGACCCUGCCUGAAUCUUUGCCAACCUGCAAGGAAACUAUAACAAAAGCAAGAAAAGUUAUGAGGAGAAACUGUUUUGAUGAAAACAGAUGCCACCUUUUGGUUUCUAUUUUAUCUUCUGAUAUGUGAUAAUUCGCAUGGUAUCCCCAAUAUUCCCCCUACACAUUUUUCCUUCUGUCACACUCCAGCAACUUUAUCAUAAGGAAAGAGAGAGAUGUAUUAUUAAGAAAGAGUGGAAAUGAUAAAUCACAAAACAGAGCCUGAAAGUCCCCACCACCCAAGUUCAGACAUUAAUGAUUAAUGUUAUUAUAUAUUUACUGAAAUCUAGGAGUGAUCAGUGGCAUCUCUGACCUAUGAGGUUGUUUUAACAGGAAUGCCACUAGAGGAGCUGUGUAUUCUAGCCAGUCUGUUUCUCUCUUUUCCCGCAUUUCAGCCUUUCCAGGGAUACAAGAAUGGCUCUAUAACAGCUGGUCAAUUGUAUGUCAGUGUUAAUGGAUUCAUAUCUAGUGUUGGCACGCCAAAGGGCCAGAACCUUCCCAUAACCUGUCGGUCAUCUCUCUCUUCUGCCCCAGUCUUUUUUUUUUUUUUAAAGACAGGUUCUCACUCUUGCCCAGACUGGAGUGCAGUGGUGCAAUCUCAGCUCACCGCAACCUCCACCUCCCAGGCUCAAGCGAUUCUCCUGCCUCAGCCUCCCGAGUAGCUAAGAUUACAGGCACGCACCACUACUGCCCGGCUAAUUUUUGUAUUUUUAGUAGAGAUGGGGUUUCACAUGUUGGCCAGCCUGGUCUUGAACUCCUGACCUCAAAUGAUCCACCUGCCUCAGCUUCCCAAAGUACUGGGACUACAGGCGUGAGCCACCAUGCCCGGCCCUGCUCCAGACUUCUGAAUGAAGUAUGAUUGUAGCCAGGUGAAGCAUUGAGGCAGCUGAAAGAGAACACUGAGAGGAAGGAGGGGGUUUAGUGUCUCUGCUCAGCAUGGGCACUAGAACUGAGGGAGGAAUUUAGUGUCCAGGACUCAGAGUCCAGGAAGAAGCACCCUCUGUCUCCCCAAAAAAUCAGAGGAUAAAGGAAGUAAAAUGAGUUUUUAAAGCAUAAGAAGAAAAUUUCUAAACCCCAAGAUUAGAAACCCAGUGUGAUUUUUAGUAGUGUGAUUUGGGGGUGGGUCCUUUGAGACAUUGUGCAAUCCAUCAUAAUAUUAAUCUUCUAUAUGAUCCAGACUAUUAAAAGGCUUGUUUUAUUUAUUUAUUUAUUUAUUUAAUUUUUUUAGAGAUGGGGUCUCGCUAUCUUGCCCAGCCUGGACUCAAACUCCUGGGCUCAAGCCUUCCUCCCACCUCAGCCUCCCAAGUAGCUGGGACUACAGGUGUGUGCCACUGUACCCAGCUUAAGAGGUUUGUUUUAAUGCUGCAGUUGCUAAUUAUACCAGCAUAUAUAAGAAUAAAGUCUGAUUUAUUUAUCCAUUGAUUUAGAAGGCAAUUGGUUGAAAGGGUCUUAGAAGUCUAUACUAUCCAUUAAUAUUUAUCAUAUUAAAUUUAUUUUAAAUCCUGUUUUAUCGUGCCCCUUUAAAAGCGCAGAUUACAAAAAAAAAAGCGCAGAUUACUUGUUUAUUCAUUCCCCUUUCCGCUUAUUCUCUCAGAUUACCUUAUAAGGAAUACAGUUUUUAACAUGAAACUCAGUUUCUUGGCUAUACCCCUACACAUAAAAAUACAUACGUGCAUGCACACAUACUUCCAGAUGUGGUUGAUAAUAUUCAGAUCCCUAGGAUACUCAUUCAGACAAAACUAAAGGAGAGAACUAUUUAGGGGCCAUCUGCUUUAAAGUUUAAGGUGUUUUGUUGUUGUUUUAGUGCCUGUACAAAUUGACCAUAAAACCCAGAUUGAUGAGUGAGUGUGGAUUUGAGUUGCCUAAGUUGAGGCUAUUAAGAUACUUCUUUAUUUAAAAGAUAAGUUUAAAAGACCCUAUUCAUCAGUUCAUGACGAUCUUGGAAAUGCUGUUUCUCAAAGGGUAUACCCAUAGGCAGGUCCAUGGGGACAUGCUCUGGUGAUCUCUGCUGUUAAGGCAAAUUCCAGCCUGUUUGUGCCAAGAACAGAGUCAAGUGAGAGAGAAUGAAGACUCAGGGGUUUGCAGCACUGGCUUGUAUGUUGUCAGGCAGAAGCCUUGUUCCUUUUCAAGAAAACUUCAGGCCCAUCAAGCUUGGAAGGAAAUACAUUUUUUUAUGCUGAUUUGCAGCCUAUACCAGCUGAUGAAUAUGCUAGGACUUUGAGAACACAAAGCAUGGUAAGUUUUGGUCAGGUGGAAAGGAGCCUGACAUCUGAACAUAAUGCUUCCUCUCUCAACAUCUGGGAUACUUUUGAGAAUUCAGUAAGGCUUAAUGUAGGAAAAAUUAUUUACAGGAAAAGCUAACUGAUCUGUUUGUCUAACCUCAUAGCCACUCCAAAAUAUGCCUUUUAUAAUGAAAAAAAAAAAAACAGAGUGAACAGAGAGAAGAGAUUUGGGGAUAAGUUAGAAGAUACCCUCAAAGCUACUGCCAUAAACCUAUAGGUGGGCAAGGAAGAAUUACUGUAGUGUCUCUGGAGAAAGUUCUUGAACAUCCAAAUCAUCUCUUUUCUAAGCAGCGUUUCUCCUAAUCUCAUACCUUACAUCUUCCAGCGUCAUUUGCUACAUCAAUGUCUUUUCAUCCUCUUCAGCAGCCCCAUUGAGUUGACUCCAGCUUAUUUUUGCACUGAUUUCCACCAUUUCCUUCCCACACCCAUCCUUUUCCACUAUUUAAUAAUGCUGCUGAUUUACUCUCAGAUGUCUCCAGUCUGGCUUCCUUUUUGGAUCCUUCCCCUACUCCAGGGGCAGCCUUAAGUUCAGUAACUGUCAGGUGGCUCAGGCCAUUUUUCAUUGGAUGGUCUUUGGUGUUUCCAUACUGAAUUUGAAUUGAGUUUAAAAGCAAACUGUUGGAUAUGAGGAAGAAAGGGAUAUGGCCUUAGCCCUUUUUCCAAUAUUUGGAAUAUGAAAGCAUAUUGUGCUUUGUGUAAAAAAUGUUUUCUUCUCCUAUUCUGCUCUUACCUUUACUGAAGGUAAAAGUAUUCCUUAAGUAGCUUUUGCAAAUUUCUAGUCUGAUUUCCACAUUCAUUAAGUUGAUUUAGCAGACACGUAAGUCAGAAGUUUCACAUAUCCCUUGUAUCAAACAUUUUAUAGGGAAACCUAGUAAAUUUAUGAUGCUUCAUUUUGGGCUUUCCAGACUAUUUGAGUUAUUCAAUAUAGCCAUAAAGUUUUAGUAGUGACAUUCUUUUAUUUCUUCUAAUUGCCUUGUAAAAUGCAUUGUUAUGGCCUGGCACGGUGGGUGGAUCACAAGGUCAGGAGUUCAAGAACAGCCUGGCCAAGAUGGUGAAACGCUGUCUCUACUAAAAAUACAAAAAUUAGCCGGAUGUGGUGGCAGGUGCCUGUAAUCUCAGCUACUCGGGAGGCUGAGGCAGAGAAUUGCUUGAACCCAAGAGGUGGAGGUUGCAGUGAGCCAAGAUCAUGCUACUGCACUCCAGCCUGAGCGACAGAGCGAGACUGUCUCAAAAAAAAAAAAAAAAAAGAAAAGAAAAAAAAAAAUGCAUUGUUAGUAGUUUGAUAGCCCACUAAUGUCAUGGGGGACUAAACAAAAUAUGUGAUGAAACCUGUCUUGGUUUGAAGUUGUUAGAAAGUGUGAGAGUGUCACUGGAAAGAGGAGAGUGGCUUCCUGCCUGCUUGUUUAGUCAGCAUGCCCUUAGGUGACUGUGUUGUUGGGAGAAGAACACUCAUGGGUCAUGGUUGACCCCUGGCCAUUUUAUGUUUAUUGUGCUGAAAGUCACAGGCUGCUCAUGCCAAUUGCUACCAGUGAGAGGAGGGGUUUAAAGGAAAUUGCUCUAUUUUGCCUUUUUCCUUCUUAUGUAUAUGAUUUAAGGGUAGGCUUUUAUCCUGGUUGUAUCUUCUGGCUAACAGACUCUCUCAAUCAUAUGUUUGAGCUCUGAAACAUUUUACAAAAAGAUUGCCUCUCUAUCUGCCUGCCAAUCCUAGAAUCUUUAGCCACCUCAAACCCAGGCACUGUGAAUUAGCCAAGUCCUGUUUGAGAAGAAAUGUAGGAUGUUUUGUUGGAAUUCUUGAGACAGAACCUCUCUCCCCAUUAAUGAUGUUGUACCAAAGAAUUCUAAAGCAGUAAAAGGAUAAUGGGGAAAAAUGGAGUGACAGCCUUUCCUCGCCUUUAUUUCUUUUUUUUUUUUUUUUGAGAUGGAGACUCACUCUGUCACCCAAAGUUCACUGCAACCUCUGCCUCCCGGGUUCAAGUGAUUCUUCUGUCUCAGCCUCCCAAGAGGCUGGGAUUACAGGUGCCCACCACCACGCCCAGCUAAUGUUUGUCUUUUUCAUAGAGACGGGGUUUUGCCAUGUUGGCCAGGCUAGUCUCGAACUUCUGACCUCGAGUGGUCCACCUGCCUCGGCCUCCCAAAGUGCUGGGAUUACAGGUGUGAGCCACCGUGCCUGGCCAAUUUCUAUCAUAAAUUUUAAAUGUAAGAUUGGAAGAUACAGAGAGCUGUGUAAAAUCAUACCAGUAGGGUAUAAUUAGCCCAGGUAGUUCAGGAAUAAAAUUGGGUUGUAUCCAAGUGCCCUAACUUGACAUUUUGAUUCUCCAGCAAAGAACAUAGGUUACUAGGUUACUAACCUUGCCUUCUCACUUGGGAUAAACUUUUUUUUUUUUUUCUUGUUGCCCAGGCUGGAGUGCAAUAGUGAGAUCUCAGCUCACCACAACCUCCGCCUCUUGGGUUCAAGCGAUUCUCCUCCCUUAGCCUCCCGAGUAGCUGGAAUUACAGGUAUGUGCCACCACGCCCGGCUAAUUUUGUAUUUUUAGUAGAGACGGGGUUUCACCGUAUUGGUCAGGCUGGUUUCGAACUCCCAACCUCAGGUGAUCUGCCCACCUCAGCCUCCCAACAUGCUAGGAUUACAGGCGUGAGCCACUGCGCCCAGCCCAGGAUAAACAUUCUACCUGCCUGAAAGUUCCAUAAGAGGCAAGUGAGUUUCUUGCAUGAUGGGCUUCUGUAGCUUCCCUCUCAAGUCACAUCUACCCGUUGUAUUUAUUUAUUUAUUUAUUUUUGAGACAGAGUCUCGCUCUGUCGCCGAGGCUGGAGUGCAGUGGCGCGAUCUCAGCUCAUUGCAAGCUCCGCCUCCCAGGUUCAUGCCAUUCUCCUGCCUCAGCCUCCCGAGUAGCUGGGACUACAGGCUCCCGCCACUACGCCCGGCUAAUUUUUUGUAUUUUUGGUAGAGACGGGUUUUCACCGUGUUAGCCAGGAUGGUCUCCAUCUCCUGACCUCGUGAUCCACCCGCCUCGGCCUCCCAAAGUGCUGGGAUUACAGGCGUGAGCCACCACGCCCGGCCCGUUGUAUCUAUUUUUAUUAGACGCAUCAAUUCAGUGUCUCUGAAGCCUUUGAUCUUUAGGAAGGUCAGUACAUAACCUCUCAGGUGAAGCUGAGUUGAUCUUUGGAGCCCAAGACAGUUAAUUUUCAGGAGAAAAAGAAUUAGGGCAAGCUACCCUGUGGGAUGUUAAGAGAAAGUCCAUAUGCGCUUCUUCCAUCUCUGCCUCUUGUUUUUAAAUAAGUGCUUGUGAAGUUCAGUUUACAGAGGUUGAGUCUCGGUGCUUCCUCAGCCAGGGUGGUUUUAUUGCUCUUUUACGAAGAACCAUGAACAAGCAAAAUCCUAUCAAUAGUCUUUUCUGUUUUGUGUUUUAUAGUCUUAUUUUGAAGAAUCGGCAUGGUAAAAUGAUAGACAAGUUUCAAAUAAAGCAGAUAAUUAGCUCUAGAAUUGGGGUACUUUGCCUCAGGUACAGCAUCUGUCCUGAAUACAUAGUGAUGGCUGUGUCACACAUGGGUACAUUUACUUUCCUCUCUGAUGAACUCCACCCCUUUUUACUGGCAAAGAGGGCUCCUACUUUCUACACACUUAACCAGUCAAACAGAUAGGUUUUGGCACCACCGAAAGAACCACAAGUGCACCCCAGCUGCAUAUGGGCGUGGUUUUGGUACUAGGACUAGAGGAAUGAGCAGUAAAUGACAGUCCUCACCCUAGGAAGAGAUGGGGGAAGAGAUGGGAGAAGAGAGGUGUCCAGACAUACUUACCUUUUCUGUCAUGCCCCAAGAACCAAGGAUCAUCUUUGAAGUGAUGUCUUUUUUGUUAAAUUGGAAGAAGAAAACUUUGCAGCCGGGCGUGGUGGCUCACGCCUGUAAUCCCAGCACUUUGGGAAGCUGAGGUGGGCGGAUCACAAGGUGUCAGGAGUUUGAGAACAGCCUGGCCAACGUGGUGAAACCCCAUCUCUACUGAAAAUACAAAAUCCCAGCUACUUGGGAGGCUGAGGCAAGAGAAUCGCUUGAAUCCUGGGGGUGGAUGUUGCAGUGAGCCAAGAUCACGUCACUGCACUCCAGCCUGGGCAACAGAGCGAGACUCCCAUCUCACAAAAAAGAGAAAAGAAAAGAAAACUUUGCUUCACUAAGUUUCCCUUGCCAUUAUCUCAUUAAUUCAGAUCUGUACCACAUUGCUGCUCACACACGUGUGUGUCUCUUACCUUAGCCUGAACCUUCUCAGCCCUUGAAGUCAUUAUUCUACUCUUUUUUUUUUCUUUUCCUUUUUUAUGGCACUAGAGAAUGAAAACCUAAGGUCUUAGAAAAUCUUAACUUGAAAAAGUCGCUAACUGGCAUGAUUUGAUUAAUUACUUUUUUCCCCUGUGGACAAAUAAUUUUCUUUUCUAUAUAAUAGAUUUUUAAUAAGUGAAACCUUUGCUGCUGCUUUCCUGGGUUUACAUUAGUUUUUUCCUGCCCUUAAGAAUAAUUUGUCUGUGCUUCUCUGAUGACUGUUAAUUUCUAAUAGUGCAGGAAGGGAUGAGCUUUUGAUUUCUUCUCACUCCCCUCCUCACCCUACUUCCAAAUUACACACUAACUUCUAACUCUUACAGCCUGUUGGCACAUAUACAAGAUCCACCAGACCGUGCUCCUCAGAAGCUACCCAUGUCCUUUCUCACCAUGGUGUGGCUCUUGGAGCCCUGAGUAUCUGUGACUACCCACUCCAAAGGGUGACUGUAAGAGGAGAGCGGCCUUCUUAAUUUUGCAUUUCUUAAUUUUGUUUUUCUUCAUUCCUGCUUUAUGACUUGGCCUUCAGAUGCUUCCUACUCUGGCUUCCUCCUUUUUUCUCCCAGGAAUUGUUUCCAGGUAACCUGCCAUGUGCACUUCUUAGCUGCUCUGCUCACCUUUGCCCACCUUCCAGUGACCCUGAGAGCACAGAUCCGGAUAAUGUGGCCUGUGCAGAGCUCAGAGAACUGUGAGGACUACCCAUGCCUGUCAGACUCUGCUCAGGGACAGAGAUGGAUGGGUAAAUGGUGCUGUUGGAGACAUUUUUAUCUUCAAACCAGGCUCUGUUUCAUCCCUGCACCCCGCAUCCACACUCACUCCUCUGAGGUGGUAAAAUGCAGAGGUGGUUGACCCGCAGGGUCUGAUCCCCUCCUUCCCAAGCCGUAGGGCCUACCCUGGAGUGCUGCAGUGUGUGAGAGCUGCUGCUUGCUUGUUUCUCCACCAGGCCUGCUCCAAAUGCUUAGCCAAUCUCUGGAGCUGACACAGUUGCCUAGGGGGUGACUUAGCACCAGGUUCCAUUAGCUCUCCAAGUGACUGUUUCCACCCAGUAUUUUUGGCGCUUGAGGAUGCGGGGAGGGGGAUUAUUUAAAAUAAAUAAAAUCCGAGGUGGCAGUAGAGGAUUUCUUUUGCUUUAAAAAUCUUUGGACUAAAAAAAAAAAAAAAAAAAAAAAGUUUUUUAUAUAUAAAUAUAUAAAGUUAAUUGUUAUGUAACUAUUAUUGUUUCCUGUAUGUUCUAAUUUUGUUUUAUGAUGUAAUUAAAGAAAGUAAGCUGUGAA